This is a messenger RNA of Kluyveromyces marxianus DMKU3-1042, 588 nucleotides long. RefSeq names its product Rfu1p (gene RFU1). Gene Ontology annotation, cellular component: endosome; membrane. The record is from RefSeq and is a predicted model, not a curated record. Lineage: Eukaryota; Fungi; Ascomycota; Saccharomycetes; Saccharomycetales; Saccharomycetaceae. The transcript has a single exon. Gene Ontology annotation, biological process: protein K63-linked deubiquitination. The coding region runs from base 1 to 588 and encodes 195 amino acids.
AUGCGUUCCAGUUCGCAAUUAAAACAAGAAGCUCUAGAAUACAAAUUCAAUGCCAACGUGCCGUUAAAAUUGUAUUUAACCACCUGCAUCAGUAUUGUGGAAGAAGCACAGAAAAGUGCGAGGUCUAACGACAUGGAAAGAGCAUAUCUACUUUACUUAAGAUAUUUGGAUCUGUGCCUAAACAAGCUGAUACAUCAUUCCGAAGUUAACACAACUGUGGAUUCACUGAACAGAAGGGAGUACUUGCAAUUACUGAAACUCGAAGUACCUGCUAUAAUGAAAAUCACUGAAGAAUUGAAGGGUAAAAUUGAUGCAAUUCACCAUUCUUUAGCUAGCAAUGUAGCAGUAUCGGCGUACACGAAGCCAUCAACGCGUCCACAGGCUGUGGUACCGUCUCGUACAGCCGUUGAGGAGGUGCAACUUCCAAGCACUUUUGAUGAGAAAAAAUUCAAUCAGUCAAUAAGAUGGUUCCACAACAAUCCCUCCAGAUUUUCUACGGCAACAGUGUCGUCGACGAAUGAAUAUCCAGAAUUGCCGGAACUCAACAUUUCACAUACCCAGCUUUCUCAUACUAUGCCUGCAUUGUAG